Messenger RNA from Cylas formicarius (sweet potato weevil), 1126 nucleotides. Its product is annotated as ubiquitin-conjugating enzyme E2 N. The transcript has a single exon. The record is from RefSeq and is a predicted model, not a curated record. Lineage: Eukaryota; Metazoa; Arthropoda; Insecta; Coleoptera; Brentidae. The coding region runs from base 233 to 688 and encodes 151 amino acids.
AAUUUCUAUAAAAUUUAUGUUGGCCACAAUGGAUUAAUGGCAGUUGAUGAAAAUUGUCGGUGAAUAUGCAGUUGUUAUUCGGUUUCUGCUAAAAAAUUGUUUAAAGAUAUAAUAUGAAACACGAAUUUGUUAAGAGAAACUAAAUAGUCCCUAGAUAUAUUUUGUUUCGUAGCGAAGCGACUUUUUCAUUAAUAACAAAAUAAAGAAGCCUUUAGUAUACUGAUAAGUAAAAAUGGCAGCCUUACCACGCAGAAUAAUCAAAGAAACCCAAAGAUUAAUGCAAGAACCAGUGCCUGGUAUCAGCGCUGUACCCGACGAUAGCAACGCACGUUAUUUCCAUGUAAUUGUUACGGGCCCCGAAGAUUCACCAUUUGAAGGAGGCCUUUUUAAACUAGAACUGUUCCUCCCAGAAGACUACCCGAUGUCAGCACCAAAAGUGAGAUUUAUAACAAAAAUAUAUCAUCCUAAUAUUGAUAGACUUGGUAGAAUUUGUCUUGAUAUUCUAAAAGACAAAUGGAGUCCAGCAUUACAAAUUCGUACUGUAUUGUUGUCAAUUCAGGCUUUAUUAAGUGCUCCAAAUCCAGAUGAUCCUUUAGCGAAUGAUGUCGCUGAAUUAUGGAAGAUAAAUGAAUCCGAAGCUAUAAGAAAUGCCAAGGAGUGGACACGCAGAUAUGCAAUGGACAAUUAAUUGCGCUUGGCAAUUGUGUUCUGGUAACUAACAUCAAUAUUCUACUUUUAUUUUUUUUUAAUUAUUAAUUUAUCACAAUAAAGUAGAAUUAUUGUGUUUCUUACUAGUCAUAGUUGUUUGUAUUCACCAUUUCCUUGCAAGUUGAACAUUUUGGAAUUACUAGUUCUGUUUAGUUGUAUAAUUUUUUAUGAAAAUACAAUAUUUCCCUAUAAGAUCAUUAAUGCUAUAUGAUUUUAAGUAUUUUUCAAAUUAUUUUGGUUACAUAAAAUAUGAUUUAUUAAUAACAUAUGAAAAUGGUUUUAAACCAGUAAUUAAAGAAAUUUAUGCUUCACAUAUGUACAAUUUAGCGUUAAUUCUGUGCUUAGUUCCACAAGAAUUACCGAUUUGUAGCAUUGUAAAUAAUGGUAUGUAAGGCUUUAUACGAACAAUAAACUCAUU